CAGCCACUUGUGGUUGGUUCACAUUGAGGCGAACGUGCAGGAAGAAAUAAGAACCGAUUUAUUAUUCACUUGCUGUUAUCGAGCCAUCGUGAUUUUUUGAGGCGAUACAUAUAAAUAAUAAUGGCUGGAGAAAAAGCCGUGUCGACUGCUGCGAAGCCUCAGUUGCGUGGUCUACUGAAUUCAACCAUCAAGCGCAACCUGAUUGUGUCCCUGACUCUUGCUGCCAUCUCCGGUAUCGCCUUCAAGCAGCUUGUUGGAACUCAACGCAAGCAGAGAUAUGCUGAGUUCUAUAGGACAUACGAUGCUGAGAAGGAGUUCGAAGAAAUGAAGAGCAAGGGUCUGUUCCAAUCGUGCUGAACGACAAAUCUGUAGAGUAGUAUUAUUUUAAUUGCUGUGAAUACAUACAAUAUGUUAAAAUAACUUAAUAAAAUCUAAUACAUUUAA
Hyposmocoma kahamanoa is the source of this 444-nucleotide messenger RNA. RefSeq names its product cytochrome c oxidase subunit 6C-1 (gene cype). NCBI's taxonomy places the organism in Eukaryota, Metazoa, Arthropoda, Insecta, Lepidoptera, Cosmopterigidae. The coding region runs from base 121 to 357 and encodes 78 amino acids. The record is from RefSeq and is a predicted model, not a curated record. The transcript is spliced from 3 exons.